UUGUUUUUACGCAGUGCGAUUGAGGAGUGGUUUGCAGAUGCAUCGAAAGACGGCGCCGAAGGCGAGACCGAGGCACAGCGCCGGCAGAAAGAACUCAUUGCCGAGCAGCAGUCCAAUCUGUCCGCGAAAAUCAAUGACUGCAUGGAAAAGGCUGAAGCCUUGGGGGCGUUGGGUAAAGUGGACGAAGCGAAGGAGCAGGUGCGACAGGCGGAUAAAUUCAAACAGGAACGCGCUGCACUCGAUCGACUGCUGGCACAGUCCGCCAAUCCCACAAGCCAUAUCGAAGAUCUGGCCAAUCAGCUUACCAAGCCAAUGGAAGUUUGUCAGGUUUGUGGUUGUUUUAUGCUUGUAAAUGAUGUACAACAGCGGAUUGAUGAUCAUUACGCCGGCAAGCAGCAUAUGGCCUAUGCAAGAAUCCGCGCCACCAUUGAGGAGAUGGAUCGAAAACGUGAAGAGAGACGCAAGCAUCGUUACAUAUGCCGUCGAUAUCAUCCUUAUUUGUUAAAGGCACUGGAAAAAGAGCGUGAAGAGAAGGAAAGGAAAGAUCGUGAAAAGAAAGAGAGAGACGAAAGGGACCGACGAGACGAGAGGGAUCGGGAAAGAGAACGAGAAAGAGAUAGGGACCGAGAUCGGGAACGUGACCGGGACCGGGAUCGAGACCGAAAACGCGAUGACAGAGACCGCGGGUGUGUACUCUAA
Gongylonema pulchrum is the source of this 699-nucleotide messenger RNA. The record is from the annotation of a GenBank genome assembly. NCBI's taxonomy places the organism in Eukaryota, Metazoa, Nematoda, Chromadorea, Rhabditida, Gongylonematidae.